GUCAACGACCGUAUCAAUGUAAUCUACACUUUUUGAGAUUGAUACUCUUAUUAUUCUACUAUACCUCAUGUUCACUUUAACUUGAACUAUCGGGGAUGCCACCACCACCCAUGGACAAUCUUCCAAUAGUCAAGCACACUCCUCAUCAUCCUCCUCAACCCACACAAAGUCUGUUACCAACAGCACCCGCUCCCUCCUCUUCAUAUCCUACUCCAGCACCGUCUACAGUACAACCUCAAGUCCUUGUCCUUCAACUCAACACAUACGUCAUAAUACCGGACUUUCCUCGUUUUUAUACUACACCUGCAGAGUCCUUUCAACCAGCUUACUAUGCAUUCAGCGAUGGUUCACUCGUAGCACCACCACUCUAUGACGAUCUUUGCGCAACUUACCUUUCCCUCAUCAUCAUGGCAUCCCUCUUCACAGUAUUCGCAAGAAAUGUUUCACUAUCAGCUGCUUUCUUAUGGACCGCUAAAGUUCGCAAGAAAAGUCUAUUGUACACUCUUUUUUUCACCCAACUUCUCGGCCCUCCCGCCCUCUUACCAUUGCUCAUCGCCCAAUUUCACACUGCUAUCAAUUGCGAAAGCGUCAUACGCCUCGCCGUUGCCUGUGGUGGAAUAUCCCUCUCUUUGCUGAUAACCGGUAUCCUAGGUGUCAAAGCUUACAGAUGCCUAGACAGCUCUCGUUUAGUUCUAGUCGCUUUGGUCUCCUUGAGGACUGCCGCACUCGUCAUCCUUAUCCUUGAUAUAGUCACCCUCACCGGUUACCGCAGUCUUUCUGGACGCUGCUAUCGACCACCAAAUGGUUUCUCAUAUGCUUUCAUCAUACUCUUGUUCGUCGAAUCACUCUUUGUCUGUCUUUGUUUUCUCUAUGCCGUUUGGAAAUCACAUGGUUCCACUGCUGUUCGCGGAAGAAUCACCGUAUCACUAUCUCUUGAUGAUAUCGUUGAUCCUCCUCCCGACACCCGAAAACAGAGCGUCGACAGUCACAAGACCACUCACAGUCUCCGCGGCUGGUGGGAUUAUGUUUCUCCAGUAGAUCAUUCAACCAGACCCCAUAGGACAGAAUCAGUCCCCAGUAUUCUCAUGUCCCCCAGAGACUGUCUUUCCAAGUUUCGUUUAGGUGAAAGAGUGCGUGAUGCGGAGAAUGUACCAUCCAGACCCCCAAUUGCCCCGCUGCCUACAGAGUACCCUCCUCGACCAUCCACAGUCCGCAUGUCAACUACAAUCGAGCCUUCUCGUCAUGACGUCUUGCCCAUUUCUCGCCGGCCCUCUUCUCCUGCAAUCUCGUCCUUGAGUCGCAUGAGUCGGUUCGUGCCCCGAGUAGCCUUGUUUAGAGAAGUUAUGAGAGAUGAAUUAUGCUACACCACCUUUAUUACCGCAUUCACCGUCGUGUCUGUCGUAAUGACCUUGCUCGGAGUCAACAGCCCCGGCGAAGUCAGCCAUGUAGCUUGGAUGGGCUUUGACUGGGUCUUGAUUUCGUGUUUGGUGAUGCACAGUUUUAGUCGCGUUAUCCGCCGGCACGAAAAUGAAGCGAUAUUACAGCAACCUAGCGCGUGGCACCGUAAUUUACGUACAGAUCGUACUACUGCAGAGCUCCUAGGGGAAGGGAGGGCAAGAACUACAAAGUCUCCCUUUGGACGAUCAUCCCAAGCACGCACCCGCCGUUGUCCGACACUUCGUCGGCAUGAAACUACUGAAGAUCCGUCCACCCGACACUACUUCCCAGCAACAACUUCUCGUUCCCCCAAAGGAGCAGAUACGUGUUUUAUUUCCCCUGUGCAUUGUCCGAUGCACAGAGUUGAAACCAGACCUCACACCAUCUUACCCACUCAUCAACCCACCCCUGAAAUUGACCCAUAUCCGUCUGAUGAUUCAUCCAGUCGUAGAAGUGAUACAAAGCACACAGGCGAAUAUCUCUUUGGGCAUCGGUAUGAUGAUAGUUUACCUAGUUUACCAUCACGUCCAGAUCAGGACGAUCAACACUCAUUGCACAGUUCAAUUGUAACAUAGACACUGCACUAGUACUUGAAAUUUACCUGCACUGUAACAGCAAC
Messenger RNA from Suillus paluster, 2056 nucleotides. RefSeq lists its product as uncharacterized. Lineage: Eukaryota; Fungi; Basidiomycota; Agaricomycetes; Boletales; Suillaceae. The coding region runs from base 96 to 2012 and encodes 638 amino acids. The record is from RefSeq and is a predicted model, not a curated record. The transcript has 7 exons.